Messenger RNA from Manduca sexta (tobacco hornworm), 657 nucleotides. RefSeq lists its product as uncharacterized. The record is from RefSeq and is a predicted model, not a curated record. The transcript has 3 exons. The coding region runs from base 53 to 610 and encodes 185 amino acids. NCBI's taxonomy places the organism in Eukaryota, Metazoa, Arthropoda, Insecta, Lepidoptera, Sphingidae.
AUUCUCUUUGAAUGUAAUCUUCUGCAUUUAUGACUAUUUAUUUUAGUAUAAAAUGCGUCCAUUGUAUUUACUUUUCCUUAUUAGCGGAAUUUGUUCACACGAUUUUAAACUUGAUUUAAAUAAGAAACCUGAAUCAGGAGAUGAGAAGCGGUACCCAAACGGCACCGUUAUUGGUAAAUACACCUAUCUGGAUGAGGGAGGGAAUCCGAUAGAAGUAAAAUACUAUGCCGAUGAUGCAGGUUAUGGGGUCGAAUUGAAAAGCAUCAAGGUUGUAAAUGGAAAUCCUGAACUACCAUCAAUACAAGAUGAAAAACUUGAAUAUUUAACUAAAACCGAUGAGCCUCAUUUUAAAACUGUGGCUGAUUUUAUGAACAUCAAUUACCCCGCCAUUGCUAUGAAAGACAACGAUCCGCUUGGUUACCUUAACAAAGCAAAUAGCAAAGUGAGCCAUCUCAAACAUAGCAAAGAUAUUUCUGAUUACGACGUAUAUUAUAAAAAGGAUUUGACCGAUCCUAAAAAAUGGAGCAACGAUAAAGUACGAAUAUACUUAGAUAAAGAUAAACGUAGGAUCCGAAAUUCUUUUAACAGGAAAAUAAAGCAAAAUAAUUAGAUUCUCAUUUUGUAAACUUUGAAGCAAUAAAAUAUAAAAGAUUAUUA